AUGACAAAGGACGUGAAGAUCUGCCUUGAGCUUCUACCGCCUGGGGACGAUUCAACGCUUCCCCAAGGCAACCUGAGGCCCCCGGCGCUAGGCUCUGGGCCGCCAGAGCUUGCUAUGGACAGGUCUGCUUACUGGCGCCCUGGUAUACAGCUUCAUGUACGAUUCCUCUCAGGGGAUACCUUUGUCAAGGGAAAGGUCAUGUAUUUCGCUCAAAUCUGGGAAAAGUAUGCAAGAAUCGACUUUAUAUUCGAUGAUUCUCCAAAAGCGGAGAUAAGAGUCGAUUUCACUAAAGGAGCAGGAUCCUGGUCCUAUCUUGGCAGACAUAACCUCCAGAUCGCGCCUGAUAAACCGACCAUGAAUUUCGGAUGGUUUGACGAUAAUACUACGGACGAGGAGUUUUCGAGAACCACCCUCCAUGAGUUUGGACAUGCCCUUGGACUAAUUCAUGAGCACAUGAGCCCCACGGCCAAUAUCCCCUGGGACAGGAAGAAGGUGUACGAUUACUUUGGGGGGCCACCGAACAACUGGACAAAAGAAAUGGUCGAUCGCAAUCUCUUUGAGAGAUACCCGCCGUCAGGAGCAAACUACAGCAGCUUUGACCCCUAUUCGAUUAUGCUCUAUCGAAUUCCAAACGAGCUUACCAUUGGCGACUUUGAGACCCCGAACAACAUAGUUCUCUCGGCAACUGAUAAAUCGUUCGUAGGCAUCCUCUAUCCUAAGCAGACUCGUGAUGUAGGAAGGUUCAGUACUAAGGCGAGUCGAAACGAUAAUACGCCGGGAGCGCUCAAUUCGAUGGUAGUUGCAUUUGAAUCUGCAUAUCCGGAGCCUCCAAGCGUUGCCGUCGGCCUGACUGAGCUUGACCUCAGCAAGGACACAAACAUCCGUGUCAAGGCGUACGCCGAGCGCAUUACAAAGGAUGAUUUUGUUGUUCACACUGACGCUUGGGCUGAUACAGUGCUCUACUCCGCGGGAGCGGCGUGGUUCGAAGUUUCUAGCACUGAUACUGAGUUCCAGAUCGGUGAAUUUAACACUCUUGACCUACACCCGUGGAAUGAUCCUAGUCGGCAGAACACCAAGCGGGUGAUAUUCGAGAGAUCAUACCCAGAACCUCCAAAGGUUGUGAUCUGGCUUCAGGGCUUGGACAUGGAUAAGAACAAGGACUGGCGCAUUGCAGCGCACGCUUCGAAUAUUACGACCGAAGGAUUUGAUUUACAUAUUGAUACAUGGGGUGAUAGUAAAUUGUAUAGUGGGACCGCGUCCUGGAUUGCGUAUCCAGGAACCAAGACUGGCAUUGCAAGCGGUGCCGUUGAUUCUUCUACCCCGUCUGGUUUAUCAGGCCAAUCCGAGUCGCAGAAGAAAGGUGGGAGGGUGGCGUUCCCUCAGGGAACAUUUGAUAGAGUUCCUGAGGUGACGUUAGCUCUGAAGUCGUUCAACUUUGGCAAUCAGCACAACUUGAGACUCGAAGCUAAGGCGGAAAACGUCACUAAGGAUGGGUUCAAUUGGAGUGUAGAAGGCCUAGGUGAUAGUGACAUCAAGGGUGCGGGAGUGUCAUAUUUGGCGAUUUAGUGUAUGAAG
This is a messenger RNA of Aspergillus alliaceus, 1575 nucleotides long. Its product is annotated as Metalloprotease. The transcript has a single exon. Gene Ontology annotation, molecular function: polysaccharide binding; metallopeptidase activity; N-acetylgalactosamine binding. The record is from RefSeq and is a predicted model, not a curated record. Lineage: Eukaryota; Fungi; Ascomycota; Eurotiomycetes; Eurotiales; Aspergillaceae. The coding region runs from base 1 to 1566 and encodes 521 amino acids. Gene Ontology annotation, cellular component: protein complex involved in cell adhesion; cell surface; phagocytic vesicle. Gene Ontology annotation, biological process: cell-cell adhesion.